GACAAGCAAAAUACCUAAUACUUGUAUAAGCUGAGUGAGUGUUAUUUAAAAAUAGACCUUGAUAUUAAAGCAACGUUCUUAUAAAACUAAUAACUCAACAACCUCCGGCAGCAGCCUUGAGGUCUUGACAGCUGCACACACACAAAAACCGACCUCCCCCUUUUCCUCCUCCGAAGCCGAGCCGCUUCCUGUCUGUUGUGUUUUGGUUCCUGUUUUUGCUUUUUAGCGCUUGGUUGGUUUCUCCGUCUGUGGCCUACCCGAGUUCCGUAAUCUCUUGCGCUCCUACUUUCACCAAGUAAUUGUACGGCAUACUGCCAUGACGUCUGUGGAGCUAAGUCGUCAGUCUCAAAGGCAUUUGGCGUUCGUCUCGCUCUCUUUGGGAUUCUUAGUCAUCUGGACAGCUGUCCUGGCUGGUGUGCUGAUAUCCAAGACACUCAAGGACGAUACCAGUUCCAAGGCAGCAUUACGGACGCUGAAGAUGCACGAGGAUAUCGCCAAAGUUACCUUUGCUUUGGGUCACGAAAUGGUGUCGACAGUAGACUGGCUGCUCUCAGACAGUUCUCCAGGAGAGUCAAGUGCUGACCAGCGCGCCUUGGCCUUGACUUGGCGAGUCACCGACGAUGUGCUUGCAUCCACAUCACCAGACGUUGGCACAACAGCCCGCUUGACUGUUUUUCGCCAGACUGUCAGACGAAACUUCACAUCUCCUCUGGACACCUCUUCAUUUUACCUUUCCCUGUGCAACACCCUCCUGCACCGACACUUGUUUCCUAACUCACCUGAUGAACCAUCUGCAACUUUGGCGCAUGCACUCUUUGUUCGAGGUAUGUCCAUGAGGAUGGGCCAGCUGGCCUUGGGCACAAUUUAUGUGCGCUCAGCAGCAGAUGUAAAUGUCACUGAGUACGCUGGCCUGGGUGCAGUAAGCCAGGAGUUGCUUGAAACUGCCUUUCACCUUGGACCACGUGCUCGCGCACGCUGGGCGCAACUGCAGGAAAGGAGGCCCACAACUGCCCUGGACGACCUGGCUGAGGAUAUGGCAGCGGGCGGAACCCGGAAGGCAAAGCUCGCGCCGGUGUUCCUAGAAGAAGUGAAGCAGCAGCUUGCACUGCUGUUAAUGGCCCGCGAAGUUUUAGGAAACAGCCUGCAGGCAUGGGCCCAGCGAGGGGAACGGGGUGCUCGUGCAGCUCUGGCGUUCCACAGUUCCAUAGCUGGAGUGGCAUUAGUGGCAGUUCUGCUGUGCCUCAUUGUUGUGGGCUGCUCACUCAGAGAUCUAGGCGCACGUGAAUGCAAAUCUGACCUGGCUCCCAUCAUAGUCCCACCAGAAAAGUCACACUGUUAUAUGUAGUGUUGGCUAAAAGGCUCAGCAUAAGCAUGCACGUAGCAUUUCGACUGACAUUUUUUAGUUUGAGCUGCUUGGCAGAGAUAAGAAACGCUCGCUAAUUGCACAGCCUAUUAAGGUAAAAGUGACAUUAAUUUAAAUGGCAGCUAGGUUGGCAGGAAAUGUAGAUGUGACGACUGUUCGUAUGAUAUACUUUCUUGUGUUCAUUUUCUCAUAAAAGACAGGAACUCGGUCUGAGAAGCAAACAGUGGCAGGGAUACCGUCCAAACCCUUUGAAGUGUAUGCACAUUUUCCUCUUAUCAUUUGGUUUUAUGUAGGACUUACAGGUGACUAUAAAUGAUAAUUUGGGACAGUGUCGCAUGGUGUUGAUGAAGUUAAAGGCAGCAAACAGUGAGUGAAAAUUUCCUGUUCAUUCAUUCUUGUGACAAAAUAUUCUUGAUUGGCUCAAUCUGAGACACUGGUUAACAUCACAGUUAGCAUCUCGUGAGCUAAUGUGAGCCAGCAAAAGUACUGAAAAGCAGAUGUGGGAACUCUGUCAGCCCCAAUAAUAGACAUCUAUGCGAACCUGUAUGGGGAGAAGCUUGAACAGAAUGCUGCACACAUCUUACAAUAAUGCGCUUUGGGCAAAUUUAAUGUUAUGAAUAAAUAAAAGGAAGCUUUAUUUUUUGUAUGGGAAUUAAGUUAAUGUAAGUUAUUUCUAAUUAUUCUUGGUGUGUACCAUAUUCCUUGCCAAAACAAACACAUCAAUUUGUGCAUACUUCUGAAUCAUAGUUUAGAUAGUGUAAUCCAAUAUCAAAAAGUAGGGCUGACAGAUGGAGUAGCACACGUGGUGUAAAAGUUAUAGACGGGGCUAAGGUGCCUCAGAAAGGCUGUCCAAUGUUUUUAUAGGAGGACCUAUCUUCGUAAAAGGUGGCCUCAUCAUCUUCGGCAACUCUUACACAUGUCUGAAGGCUCCCUAACCUCUUGCUCCCCCAACACCCCACCGUCCUAUGUCCUUCUCUUUCUCAAAUUUUUUCUUCUGCCGCCUUCCCGCUGUUUCGCUCCUGUCCUCUCAUCUGAGAAACCACGCCUAGAGCCAUCAAACGACAUCGCUCAUUUUCUUUUCAGUCUCUCCCUUUACAGCCAGCCGACAACGACUGCAUGUGAUGUCACCAUACUAGCUCGUUAAACCUAACCUGCCGAGGAUGACGAGGCCACCUUUGAUGAAGAUAGGUCCUCCUAUCGAAACGUUGGCCAGCCUUUCUGAGGCACCUUAUCCCUGUUUAUAACCUUUAUACCAAGUUUAGAUAGUGUGUAUUUUGUGAUGAAAUCCCAGAUUUGUUACUUUCAAAGGAACAUCGCAUACCUGUAUGCAACAGGCAGCAUAGUCACAUCUGUAUUGGAAGCUGUGGUUCUUACUACAUGUAUGGCCCUUUUCAAAGUGCAGCAGCCAAUAUAUUUUGAAAAAUGGCAUAUCAUUUCAUAAGUGGCAAUUAAUUUGAAAUAUAUUCUCAUUUCUUUCAAUGUUGGCAACAACAUUGAGAAAUUAGGAGAAAAAAUAUUAGGGUUGGGGCUGGGGCCACUAUAGAUUUCAGAGCGAAAUUAAGGGCAAAUGUGCCUCCGGUGAAGUUAACAUAGACUCACAUUUUAAAAACAACCUCCUUUAUUUAUUUUUCUUGUGAAUUCAUGUUAACCAGAUGCAAGUGAAGGGUUGCGCAUAUACACUUGGACUUGCCCCUUUUUGACUUCAUAUACUGCAUGUUACCAGUAUAAGCAGCACAAUAUAUUUAUUUACAUUCCAUUGUAUACGCACCAUGUGCAGCAUGAAGAGUUUCUGGACUGGUUAUUGUAUUUGGCAGCCUCCACAAACUUAAGGCCACGAACUAAAUGCCUCUUUAUAUACGUGGGCUGCAGGAAUAGCCUUUUGCACAAUAACCUGGGCAGGUAUAAUGUAAGAAUUCGUUUUGUUUGAUCCUGCUUUCUUCUGCUCAUUUACCGCUCGUGAUCGACUGAUCCUGGUGAUCUCAUAGUUGGAGUGCUGCUCGGGCAAAUGGCAAAGCAGGAAAACGAAAUGCAUUGGAAUAGAAUUGUUACAUCAUCCCUGCCUUGGUUUCUUCAUUUAUGUGCUACAACCCAAUGACUGUCUACAAAUGCUGUGUAAUAUGAGCAUGAAUCUCUUUACACACAUCGUCAGCAUGUGUGUGACUUGUGUUUUGUAUUUUGUAUCAUAUCUGUAGUGUGUGCUCUUUAUUUUCUCAUGUGCUAUUUAUUGACCUUUUUACCUGUCAUGCUGUUUAGGUGAAAGGUUGCUGCACUGUACUGAACUGUGAUUGCAAAGAAGCGUUAGGCAGUUCCCAACCGUCAUAUCAGCAUUGUUAUACCAGUAUACCUGUUACCAGCACCAACUAUUUAUUGCCACAUCUGAGAGUGACUUCUAUAAUGUUGUGCACUGCCUAAAAGGUUGCAACAGCGUUCACUGCCCGUUCAAGUGCCUAGAAGUUCACCAUAACACAUACUGACUUGUAAGUCACUUAUGCAUGAAGCAAGCAGUCCAAAAGCGUAGUGUUUUAGAGCCUGUGACCACAUAUGCUUUAAUGUCUUGUAAGGUAUUUUGGCAUAAGAUGUGAUCAUGAGAAGUUAUACUGCUAUUUUUUAAUGUUACCUCACAUUGCAUGUUUUAUAGAUGGCCUAUGAGUGCUCACUUAAUAGCAGGCCCUUUCAUAAGGAAAAUGUUUCCGUUUUUCCACUUAACCUUUAGAAGGCCACGGUAUUUUGUGUGGUGGGCCGAAAGACAAAAAUAAAUGGCAUUUAAAUUUA
Messenger RNA from Dermacentor andersoni, 4135 nucleotides. RefSeq lists its product as uncharacterized. NCBI's taxonomy places the organism in Eukaryota, Metazoa, Arthropoda, Arachnida, Ixodida, Ixodidae. The record is from RefSeq and is a predicted model, not a curated record.